This is a messenger RNA of Rhodamnia argentea, 1930 nucleotides long. RefSeq lists its product as uncharacterized. The transcript has 3 exons. The record is from RefSeq and is a predicted model, not a curated record. NCBI's taxonomy places the organism in Eukaryota, Viridiplantae, Streptophyta, Magnoliopsida, Myrtales, Myrtaceae. Bases 253 to 1005 code for a protein of 250 amino acids.
CUCUCCUUGCCCCUCCUCGCACGCAGCGCAUCCGACCGCGAAAAAGUUAGGGUUUUUGUUUCUUCGCUUGCCGGAGGUACACACUUGUCGCACGAUUGCGUGUGUUGUUGGUGGGAGGUGGUGUGAACGCUUUGUUCCGUCAAGUAGUUGAUCGAUGGCUGAUGCGGUGGCUCGUGGUCGAUUCUGCUACGGUUUAGUGUGGUGUAGUGUAGUUUAGUGCGUGAUCGAUGCUUGGCUGAGGUGCUUUUGCUCAUGUCAUCUUUGGUUAUGGCUAUUCUCGAUAUAGUAAUGGCUGUUGAGGAUGAUGAUGUUGAACGCUCGAUAUCUUCAGCUUUUCAUGCAUCAAUGGAUUCUAAGCAGAGCAAUGAUCCGCUUUCUGCCGAGGACAUGGCGUGGAUCGACUCCUGUCUGAUCAAAGAUCCUGAGAUUCUGGAAAGUAGCUGGGAUUCUCUAAAAGAUGCCUUGCUCGGAGUGCUCGACUCCCAACCUGAUUUUAUCAAUUAUUCUUCAAUGGAAAGUGAUGACUCCCUCAUAGAAGAUGACAAUCAGAUCCUUACUCCAUCAAAUAUAUCAGUAUACAAACGCACCGAAUCUCCUGGAAGAACGGUUGAGGAUCUCAUCUCUAUGGAUAAGGAAGAAACAGAUGAUGAAAGUACUCCAUUCGGUGACAGUCCUUCCUUACAUUGUUCACUAAGAAAUGCUUUUCAACCUAAUUUCCAAGAGUUCCCUGAGGAGAGGACAACUGAUGAUUCAGGAUUGAACGUGGAAGCCCAUGAGACAGAGUUAUCAAGUGCGGAAAUUUUCAAGGUUUGGGAUCUAGAUGUACCGGAUGAGGAAGACGAUUUCGCAAAAGAGUUGAAUAAGGCAAUUUCAGGAAGCUCCAUUCAGCCUUCUCCAUCACAAUUAGAAUCUUCAAUUGCUCAGAAAGACUCAAAGGAUGACAUACUUGAAAACCUAGUUGCCGGGAUUGCUGAUCUGUCUUUAGAGCAAGAUUCGCCGCUGUAGUUUUGUCUAGGUUGCCGGAAUCCGAGGCAAGCCUCUAGUCACCCUCUUAAGUGUCACUGAGGAUUUUAUCGACUUUAAUUGAGAGAGUAUCGACCUGUGAGACCAGCGUGCGGCGAAAAUAUAACAGUGGUUUCAUGCCCUGUUCAGGAAUUAGUUGCAUCCCGAAUUUCAUCUUGGGGAAAAUGUGGAAUUCUAUGUGACCCUGUAUCAUUACUGGUUUGGUGAUAAUCCCCAAUGACUUAUCCGUAUGUUAGAGCCACGCUAGCCAUGUUCACUCUUUCACGGCAAAAACUGUCAGAAUUGUCUCAUUUUCAGACCCAUCCAAACAAAUUGGGCUUCCUUAAAAAUCUAGAGUUUGGGCGACUGGUCUGCUCUUGACAUGAGAGAUCGUUCAUAAUGAACUAAUGACCUCAGAUUCUGCAACUAGGAACCGAGACCAUAAAAAAUACAGCAACAAAAAGACAGAGCAAAGAGAAGUCAUUUGGAGCCUCAACCUCACUCUCCACAUGAAUCCGAGCCCAACAACUCUCGCUGUGUCUGGUGAACAUGAUACAUUUGUCUACUCUUCAAACACCCAACAGAAGUUGCACAGAUUCUGGGUCAACGACAGAUUUUAUUAUAAUUUCUUUAAAUCUCGAGGUGGGAAUAAAUCUUUGUACUCCGACCACGGAUGCAAGAAUGCCAGGUGAGCAGGUUAUCAUCCAUGUGGCGGGGCCUGAUUGGGCAGUGCACAGCAGCCUCAAGUUGCACAUCUUUGACAAAGUUCACUGUAAAUCUUGGGGAGGGAGGGAGUGAGAGUUUGUGUGGUGAAGAGAAGGCAAAGAGAGCUUCCCAACGAGGAGAUAAGAAGAUAAAUAGACAGUACACACACACUCUUCGCAUAUUUUUUUGCAUUUGGACUUUGAGAAGCGAAAGAAGCAAAGCA